ACUCUCUCUCUCUCUCUCUCUCUCUCUCUCUCUCUCUCUCUUUUCCACUUCCCACUUCCUUCUCUUUUUUCUUUUUUUUUUACUUUUUUCUUUUUCUAACGACUACUUUCUUCCCCCACAUCAAUUGAAUAAAAACAUUUGCCACCAGGACAUCCAAACAUGCAAACAGAGGACUCGACGGGCUAUGGCUCCGCAUUCACACACAGCAGAGCUACGACUCUCGCUACCGACCCUAGCAUGGAUCCCAGCAAUGUUCACACCUAUCGGCCAAGAGACGACGAGCGGACGUGGUUACUUGGCCCACGGGUCUCAGGCGAGUCGGGCAUAUACACAGGCGCAGGAACUAGAACUGGAUCAGGAUCAGGAGCCGCAGGGUCCAACAGACGACGAAGCACGUGGUUCCUAAACUCGACCCCACAGUUCGGACAUGCUCUUCUUCCAACCUCGACUGUCCACAGCACAGGAUCCGCACCCGAUCUGGGACGGCGGUCCAACGAGUUGCCAGGCCGAACUAGCGAUCCUAAGGAUCCUCUGAAUAGGAGCACCUCGAUCGUGCGGAAUGCAAGGGAACAACAGCUGAAAAGACACGAGUCUUACAGGAGCGUUGCAACGACGUCCUCAAUUCCUAACACUUAUACUGGCUCGAUCAGUGCUCGUCGGAAUCAACUCCAUCGCCAAAACUCUUUCGGGGAGGCCCCGAACCGGUUCUUGUCGUUCUUUUACUGGUUGAAAGGAGCAGCCUUCUCCCCAGAUACCACAGACGAAAAGAUCACCUCCACAGUACUUAACGUCAUCAAUGUGUUUGUGGACUUUGCGUUCUGCCUGCUCUAUCUCGUUGAAGCCAGCACUCUGUCGCGUCCAACGGGCCACGAAUCUCACUGGCUUCACAUCCAAAGAAGUCGAUCGCUCUGGCAUAUUCUGGUCGGGAUCGCUAUCUACAACUUUGCUACCGUUUGCUCCAGUAUCGUCUUUUCUGAAUCGAAAUCAACAUCUCUCCGGAGUACAAGGCAUAUUGUCACGACAUUAGUAGCACUUCCGUUCAUUUUCUCAAUCUUUAUGGAGGAUGGCCAUGAACUCUACGUGCCCUACUUUUUGCAGAGCUUUGCCCUUAUCUCUAGAGUUCAGCAGGCGCUCAACUUUUACAUCGACAUUGGCGUGUCAGAUCUGCCAAUGGACCCACUGAAGUCCAAAACGAUCAUCUUCGCGAUGUACAUUGUCACCCUGAUCUACUGCGCGAUCUCGGCAUUCCAGAUAGCCGAGUAUGAUCAGUUACUGGCCUCUGGUGACCAAAACGACUUGUUGAAACUUUUGUACUUUGUUUUGAUUACAAUGAGCACGAUUGGAUAUGGUGAUCUGACCCCAAAGAACCAGCUGGGCUAUGCCAUUGUCAUCUUGGUUAUCACCGCCGUCCUUUCUGUAUUUCCGUGGAUGAUUUCUGGAAUUAUGGAUGCUCUUGCGCAAGCGAAAGCCGGAGAGGGCAUAUUCAAGUCUGGAGGACACAAGUUCAUGAUCAUCUCCGGAUCUCUGCAUUCUGCACAAAAGUUGGCCAACGUUCUUAACGGAUUCUGGUUUACCAACAAAGAAUACUCGAACUCAGCAUUUAAGAUCGUCAUUCUGGGCCUGAGUGAGCCAUCCAAGGACAUCCAGGCGCUUUUGCAAUCUGCUCGCUACAAAAACAGAGUCGUCUACUUGAAGGGGACUCCAUUGGUAAGGGCAAGGCUGCUGCUCGCCUGACUACCUCACCUUUGUUAAUACAAGAUUAAAUCUUACGUAUAUAUCAAUCGUUGGGUUGUCGCGACGUUCUAGGAGAGCAAAGACUUGGAUAGAAUUCAAGCCAGAAACGCAGAAGGAAUUUUCAUC
Messenger RNA from Gamsiella multidivaricata, 1860 nucleotides. RefSeq lists its product as uncharacterized. NCBI's taxonomy places the organism in Eukaryota, Fungi, Mortierellomycota, Mortierellomycetes, Mortierellales, Mortierellaceae. The transcript is spliced from 8 exons. The coding region runs from base 160 to 1734 and encodes 524 amino acids. The record is from RefSeq and is a predicted model, not a curated record.